Molecule: messenger RNA, 5315 nt
Organism: Micropterus dolomieu (smallmouth bass)
Lineage: Eukaryota; Metazoa; Chordata; Actinopteri; Centrarchiformes; Centrarchidae
Product: kinesin-like protein KIF27
Exons: 15
Coding region: 319-4278 (1319 amino acids)
Biological process (GO): mitotic spindle organization; microtubule-based movement
Molecular function (GO): microtubule motor activity; ATP binding; microtubule binding
Source: RefSeq, a predicted model, not a curated record
UUGAACGCCUGUCGUGUUUUUGUCGACUGCUGCGGCUGUUUCCCGGACAACCAAGGAGCGACAACAAAUUGGAGAUGGGAGCAAGUUAACAACACACCAAGUAACGAAGACGAUAGUUAACGGUAAACAUACAAAGCCAGUUACCAGACGGUUUGCUUUGGUAAAAUGUAGAUCAUUGGCUCAUGUUUAUUUCGUAUCCAACAUGCUUAAGAGCUAAAAUAAAAAGUUUCACCACAACUCAUCUGUGUGUGAGGUGCUGGAAUAAAAGUGAAACGCCAUAAAGUUGCGUUACAUUAGCGGUAGUAAUUCUCUGUACACAUGAGUGAGGUGUGUGUCCGGGUGGCGGUCCGUAUCCGUCCCCUGCUUCCUAAAGAAGUCCUUCACAACCACCAGGUGUGUGUGCGCGUGGUGCCGGGCUCCGAACAGGUGAUGCUCGGCUCAGACCGACUCUUCUCCUUCGACCACGCGUUUGGACCGACUGCCAGCCAGGAUGAGGUGUACGAGUCCUGCGUCCGGCCCCUGGUGGAGUCCCUGGUCGACGGCUACAAUGCCACCGUCUUCUGUUAUGGACAAACUGGGUCAGGGAAGACACACACACUCGGAGGAGGGAACUUGGAUGAUGAGGGAGGAGUUAUUGACCAUGUGGCCCAGGAUGUGUUCUUGUUCCUGGGUGAGAAGAUGGGGAACAGCGAUGGUGUGGAAGCCACUGUGCGGGUCUCAUAUAUGGAGCUGUAUGGGGAGGAACUGAGAGACCUGCUGGAGCUGCACACCAUUCACAAGGAGCUUCAUAUCAGAGAGGAUGAGAGGGGAAACACAGUGGUGGUGGGAGCCAAAGAGGUGGUUGUCACCUCAGCAGAGGAGCUACUAAGUGUUCUCGAGACGGGCAAUGCCCUGCGCCACACUGGCACCACGGGCAUGAACGAUCAUUCCAGUCGCUCUCACGCCAUCCUCACCCUUCAGCUUGUCCAGAGUUGCCACAAGAAAAACUCUUCCCUAAAAUCCGUCCGCUCUUCCAAACUCUGUCUGGUUGACCUAGCAGGCUCGGAGCGUGUUGGAAAAACUGGCAACACCGGGACACGGCUCAAAGAGUCUGUUCUCAUCAACACAGGCCUGCUCGCGCUGGGCAACGUCAUCCGUGCCCUCUCUGACCCUGUGCGAAAUCGCCGUGGUAACAACUGCAACAGUGCACACAUACCCUACCGUGAUGCUAAGAUCACCCGUCUCCUCCGGGAUUCACUGGGAGGCACCGCCCAUACGCUGAUGGUGGCGUGCGUGAGCCCCUCCCACCACAGUGUAGCUGAGACUCUGAGUGUCAUGCAGUUUGCUUCCAAAGCCCGUCACAUUCGUAACCGUCCUGGAGCAACGUCUACUCACACAGAGGCUAAAACAUGUCCCACAAGUUGGGACCCCGGUGAGGCUCGACUGGGCGAGCUUGAGUAUGAAGUACAGACACUGAGAGAGCUACUGAAAGAGAAGGAGAGAGAGGUGGAGAUGAAAAGGGAGAGGGCAGCUGGAAGAGGUGAAGAGGGGGACAGCUUCAAACAGCCCAGUCAGAUGAGGAUAUCUGACCCAGAUAAGAAGAUGAACCAAGAGGUACCAUCACAGUACCGCCUUUUGGCACAGGAAGCUGCAGCCCUGCUUGCAAAUAUCCCAGGCCCCGCUCCAAGUCACUCUUUCACGCAGCGAUUGCAGGAUUGGCAGGAGAGACUGACAGCUGUCAGUCAUUCACGCCAAGAUGAUGAUAAGGGGUGUUCAGAGGGGGAUGGAGACCAACCACUCCAUGUUACCAUAUUAAAGCUCAGAGAAGAACUCAACAAAUGUAAGGAAGCUCUCACCAUAGAGGAACAGCUGUUGGAGCAGAAAGAUGCAGAGCUGAGACAGGCCCACAAAGAAGUAGAGAAACUCCUUCAACAGAGCGAAACACACCGUCAGGCCUUCGAGGAAGAAAAGGAACGUACUCGUAUACAGACUGAACACCUUGUGGACCAGCAGAUCCUUAUAAGUCGUCUUCGCAGCGACCUCAUGACCUUUAGGGGCGCAACCUCAGGAGCAACAGUGGAAGCAGGGGCGUAUGAGAACUUAAGCCAGAGACCCCACAGUGUCCCGCUGAUCAGACACAGCUGUGUACACGGGCCUCCCAGGAGGAUUCACUCCAGUCCCCCGGCCUAUUCACUGGAGAGGGUGAUGGCAGCCUUUAAGAUGCGUGGCCACCUCCUGCUGGCAGAGAUUGAGGAAAAGGAUGAGGUGUACUGUCCGUUCAUAAAGCAACAGGCAGAGGCCAAAGACAGAGUUCAAGAGAAGGAGGAGGACAUCUUAGAGGGCAAAAUGGGAUUUAGGCGUUCUUUAAACCGAACAUGGACCAGCCGGCAGAAGAAAUCAGCUCUGAAAGAGAAAAAGUCUGGACUAGACCAAGCAUCUAAUGGAAAUUCAGUAGUACAACAGCCUCAGCAAGCCACAGGGACAAAGGACACCCACGCAAAACAAAGCCAAAUGCGGAAGGCGAGACUCAGAACCAGUGUUACUCAGAGAAGGAUCCGAGAUCUGUCAGUCAACAUGCGCAUGAAAGAGGAGCUCAUCAAAGAGCUUGACAAAACUGUCAGGGAGACCCAAGCAGCAGACAGACAUGGCAGACACAGUGGCGAAAGUAGAGAAGCCGACAUGUUGGCAAGACUUUCCAUGCAGAGCCAGCAGGUCAAAGCAGAGGUGUACCGCAGCCUGCAGCACAUGAGACUGCAGAGAGCACAGCUUCAGACCAGCCUCAGGCAGCAGAGAGAGACCAGUGACAACAACCAAGAACUUGACCAAAACGGGGAGCAAGUCGCGGGAGAUUUGAUUGCGUACAAAAGCAAUAACCAGGAAGAGUCAAAGGAAAAGAUGCGUGAGAGUAGCUGGCUGGAGGAGGAGGAGGAGUGGGUGCUACAGAAGAGAGCAGAGCUGCAGGAGGUGGAGGAGGAGCUGAGGAGGAGAGAGGAGGUGAUCGUGCACAGGGAGGCCUGUCUGCAACAGAAAAACAAACUGGAGAUUAAGAUGCUACGCUCCAGUCAGGCUCUAAGUCAGGACCUCCUGCAUGUGUCGAUGCAGUUGGAGUCUUUGGAGGAGCAGCUGCAGAGCAGCAGCAGUGUGAGGCAGACUGGAGGAAUCACCAUAGAGGAAUUGGAGAAAGAGAGAGUCAUGCUUAAAAAGAGGAGAGACACUCUGGAUGCCCAGCUGAAGGACAACAGAGUGCUCACUGUGGAGGAGGAGCAUUCCCUGCUGCAGCUGGAGGAAGCUAUUGAAGCCCUGGAUGCAGCUCUGGAGUUUAAAAACCGCUCCAUCCAGGACAAACAGAAGAAGCUGAUAAUCACAGACUGCUCUUCACAUCGGUCACAAAGCACUGAACCCGCCCAACUCUGUGAUGUCAUCAGGAAGCUGAAGGAGCUCACAACACCUGAGGCUUCGGAGCUGCUCGUCAAAUAUUUCAACAAGGUUGUUUGUCUUCGUGAGCGGGAGCGCCACUUGCGUUUGCGUUGUGAAGAGCUGGAGCUUCAUGCUGGAGAGCAAGAGGCGGUGGUGAGAGAGUUUGAGGUCGCCAUGCAGCGCCUGGCCCUGGAUGCAGACCGCAGGCUCACCCAGCAGCACCGAGAUCACCAGAGCAACAUCCAGCUACUGCUGCAGAAACUUAAAGAGGGUGGUUCUGGAAAGGCACAGCAGGCUAUCCAAGACAGACUGCAGCAUCUAGAGAAAGAGUUGUUUUUCUACAAAAGCUCCAGCCGACAGCUUAAAAAAAAACUCAAAGAGCUUCUUGGUGACACCCUAAACCCUGUCAAUCAAUCUUCACACUUGCAGGAGCACAGACAAACACACAAUACGCACACACAUGCAAGUGCAAGCGAACCCCAGACGCGCACUGAAGAGGUACAGACGAGGACACAUAUUCCAAUAACAUACACAAAGAUACACACUGAACAAAUAGAUAAAAAGACACACAGCGAUUCACAUGUGAAGAGACACGCACACCAGACCCCCUGUCUCUCCUCAUCGUCUGACCUCCAAACACGCAAAAAGACAAAAAUGCCCCAAUACAACCAGAUACACACACAACCCAAGGGGGGUAGUGAAAGAGGGGCUAGUCAAUCUGGGGAAAGUUUAGAGAUGACAUCAGUCCGUUUGUGUCGUAGAGAGCUGAGACAAAUCUCUCCAGCUGACCUGCAGGUCUGUGGUUCUGCCACAAGGAGGCGCCAGUCUGUUGUGGACACAAGCACAGAGUCAAUAUUAGAGGACUCCAUAGAAGUGCCCUGAAACACUGACAGAUGAAGAUGCAUCAUUUGCAGAUCUAUUCAGUGGCUUUACGUACAUCAUAGUACCUGACUUGGCAGCAGGGGUGCGUACAGCAGAUUCCAGUUAGGGGCUAAAAAUGUGUGUCGUGAAUAGCCGAUGGAAAAAAACUCAUCUUAAGUAUCUUGUGAAAAUGUUCAUGUAUUGAGAGAAAACACUUAAUUUAAGGACAUUGAGGUCAGUGAGAAGUUCUCACAGGCUCAUUAAAUUACUUCACUAACCAAAGUAUUGGCCACUAUUUAAUGCAUGUCCAUAUUCAGAAUACACUAAAGAAUGAGACGAAUGUGUGUUAAGUUGAAAAGUGUUUGCUCAGUUUUUAGGAAAUAUGUCCUUUUGUUAAACAUGCCCAUACUACUGUCAGUAAAUUACAUGUACAAAGAGAAAUUUGCGAUUAUUGAGUUUUGUCUCAGUUCUUGCCACGCCCAAAUACAACACUGCACAUACACAUGUUUUGGUCCCCUCAAUGAUUUGGGGAUUUUGAGUUUCAAGCUGUUGUCCUAGAUAAAUAUAUAUUAUAUUGUCCUAAAUCUUUUUCACAUAACUGCAUUGAAUAAAUAAAUUAUAUCCUGGAGUUGUUUUGAGAAAGGGGUAUUUAUCAUAAUACAGUAGCUCACUUUAAGGUUAUUACCAUCUGCAACCACUGCAUUGAUUCUCCCCCUUUCACAAAUACUAUUAGUUUAAACAAUAUAAUAAGUUGGGGGAAAACAUGUUCAUCAACCUGUUGUUAAAUGUAAUCAAAUAGUGUCUCGUGAAGAGAAGUGCUUUGUCUUUCGCCUUUGCACUGUUUAGCACUUAAAAUGGCCAGUAGAUCAAGUGUUCUGCACUAUAACAGUAAUAUAAAGCUUGGUCGUGUAUUUUAUGCAUUUUUUUAUUUUUUGUUACAAAUGAUUUGUAUCUGCGUGCACUAUGUAAUGUGAGUUAUAUAUUGAUUUGUUGUGUAAAUUAUUUUUACAUGGGUGACUCUUAUUACAGAUCCUUAUUAUUAAAUGAACUAAUAUGUA